Messenger RNA from Coccinella septempunctata (seven-spotted ladybird), 823 nucleotides. RefSeq names its product pleckstrin homology domain-containing family A member 8. The record is from RefSeq and is a predicted model, not a curated record. NCBI's taxonomy places the organism in Eukaryota, Metazoa, Arthropoda, Insecta, Coleoptera, Coccinellidae. Gene Ontology annotation, biological process: ceramide transport; intermembrane lipid transfer. Bases 39 to 692 code for a protein of 217 amino acids. Gene Ontology annotation, molecular function: ceramide 1-phosphate binding; ceramide 1-phosphate transfer activity. The transcript is spliced from 5 exons. Gene Ontology annotation, cellular component: membrane; cytosol; cytoplasm.
UUCGUUGAGUGUGAGUUUUCUGGAAAAAUCUCGAAGUAAUGUCUGUUUCAAAUGGGUUUUUACCAUCUGAGGACAGCUCUACUGUUUUCACUGAAUUGAAGGAAACAUUUCCUUUGUACGAUACCGAAAAAUUAAGAACUGUAGAGCUGAUGGAAGGUUCGCAGGGAGUUGUGAAAGUUAUAGAGCGUUUCGGGAAAGUAUUUGCACCGGUUGUAUUUGACAUGAAUAGAAAUAUCGACAAAAUAAAUUCUAAAUACAGAACAGAUGAGACGAAUUUCGAAUUUAUAGAAGAUAUGGUGUUAUCAGAAAAGGAGAAUGAUGGUGUGGUUGUUACUGAUGCUUUACAGUGGUUGAGACGUGCCUUGCAUUUCGUAUCAAGGUUGUUCCAUCAUAUCUUGGACAACCAUGACAAUGGUUCAAUUACUUCGGACUUAACACCAAUGCUGAAAAGGGCAUAUUCUGAAACAUUAGAACCAUACCACGGAUGGUUAGGUACUCAAUUAUUCAAUGUGAUGUCAAGAUUUGCCCCAACAAUUCACUGCCUUUAUUACACCCUUGCUUUAGACAAACACAACAAAGUUGAGCAUGUUAUAAGAGACAUGAGGGUUCUCACUGACAAGAUUGAUGGCUGUGUUGAAAAGCUCAGAAAGUUUUACGAGGAUAACAACCUUGAAACAUAUUAUAGAGCAUGAUCUGACUUAAAAAGCUUUGUAUGAUUUGUGUAUGAAAUUAUAUGAAAUUCUCAGAAUAUUUGAUUCCUAAUUCAAGUUGUUAUGUUUUGUAAUUUUUUAUAGUUUUUUAAAUAAAUGUUAUUUAUUGGAUA